Cantharellus anzutake is the source of this 883-nucleotide messenger RNA. RefSeq lists its product as uncharacterized. The transcript has a single exon. The record is from RefSeq and is a predicted model, not a curated record. Bases 177 to 701 code for a protein of 174 amino acids. Lineage: Eukaryota; Fungi; Basidiomycota; Agaricomycetes; Cantharellales; Hydnaceae.
CCCUCACAGGAGAAGGGCCAAAUGGGGCACUCCACGCGUUAAUCUCUCCCAGCCGCCGCCGCGGCCUUCGUGGCUCAAUUUAUGCGCUCACGUUCCCGCUCCCGCCAUUCUCUUUGUGCCCUUCAACUUCUUGAUUGAUUAAUUUAGGGGCGAACACGCCCCUAACCUAGGUCAAUAUGGACGCCUCGAGACCAACUACACUUCUCACUUCGGGUAGCAUCGCACCCACUCUUUCCUUCAUAUCCCACAGCCGCCUCCUGUGUGAAGACAGAAUCCCUAUAAUGUCUCACUUCCGGUCCUGUUUCGUUCAGGCACACCCAAUUCCCUCCCUACUUCCUAACGCAUUGUGCAUACAGCCUCACGAUCCGCUUGUUGCUCUCCCCUCCCCAUUCAUAUUCAAUAUUCAUAUGAUUAACCAAGGGUUCAAUCUAACUCUGCAUGUGAAUACAUGGCUGGUAAUGAGGGCACUGCAUUUUCCAGAAGCAAGAUUGCACUGCCCACACACCCUCAGGUCUUCUCUUAGUCGCCUGCAGAAAGCUCGGUCUAUAAACCUCAUUGAUUUACUGCCCACUGUAGACUAUCGGAGAACCCGCUUAGUAGUGCGGCUCCGUUGGGAUGGCGGUCUGAAAGACAUAAUUGCUGGCACAAAUAGAGGCUUUGAGGGCGAUCCUCCCACAUCUGCACCCCUAUUGCGUGCAUAGGAUGCGCGCAACAGCCGCCUUCGCUUCUCUGUCCCCCGCGAUUGAUCAUCCCUCAAUUCGCAAUGAGAAUGAUUGCCAUGAUGCAGUCAUGAUUGAUAGAAACCCGGCCCGACUUGCCGCGCAGACCACAAAUGUCCUGGUCCAUCCGUUCAAGCCCCCCAUUUUCGAUUCUAUCUUCCCUC